UCUCUCUCUCUCCUCUUCUAUUCUUGGUCUUCUCCAUUAAUGGCUUCCAAUGUUGAUAGCCCUAAGGGCUACAUGAUCUUUCGUCCUGAGAAGGCAGGAGUGAUAGACAUACUUAGCUUACUGAUCCGGAGGAAAAGCCUUAGUAGCUACAAGUUUGUAGAGACGACUGAAGGCUUUAACACUGCAGGGCUGCAUGAUGACCCAUGGGUCAUUGCCCUCACCCUGCUCAUCCAGAAAACUUUGAAGGCCAUCAGUGUGCCCAUGAAGUGGAUGGGCUAUUACCUUGAGUUCUUUUUCAACUUGCUAGCACUCAACGGUGGCAUAUUAGGCCUCUUGUGGCAUAUUCUCACCUUCUCGUUGGUGAUACCAAAGCGUGAUUCAGCGGAAUUCAGAUCUUUCAUUGGGCUCAUCGAUGGAAGGGUUGAUCUAUACAAGAAGUCGUCUGAGAUGAACUACUUUGAGCUGAUGUAUCCAGAGUCUAGCCUUGCUGAUACAAACGUUUUGGAUCUCUCCAUGAUGGCUUCUAAAAUUGCAUACGAGAAUCCAGCAUACGUAGAGAAGACAGUCACCGACCAAUGGAAGAUGCACUUUGUCGGAUUCUACAAUUGUUGGAACAAGUUUCUUAACGACCACACGACACAAGCUUUCAUAUGUUGCGACAAGGCUGAGGAUGCGAGUGUGAUCGUGUUGGCAUUCCGCGGCACGGAGCCCUUCAACGCCGAAGACUGGUCAACUGACGUUGACCUCUCUUGGCUUUUCACUGGCAAAAUGGGGAACAUCCAUCUUGGAUUCUUGAAAGCUCUUGGCCUCCAAAAUGAGCUGAGCUUCCUUUUAGGGUUCCCCAAGGAGUACAGUAACCCUGCAGACAAACCCGUGGCCUAUUAUGCCGUAAGGGAGGUCCUUAGAUCCCUUAUCAAACAACAUCCUAAUGCCAAGAUCAUAGUUACCGGGCACAGCUUGGGAGGUGCUCUUGCGGCUAUCUUCCCUGCACUACUCUCUUACCACGACCAGAGCGACAUCUUGAAUGCCAUGUACGGCGUCAUGACCUUUGGACAACCUCGUGUUGGAGAUACUCUACUCGCCACGUACAUGACCACCAUUGUUAGGCUCAAAUUCCACAGAAUGGUGUAUCGUUUUGACAUCGUUCCCAGAAUUCCCUUCGAUAUGCCUCCUGUCGCCAUGUUCACGCAUUUUGGCACUUGCAUCUACUACAGUGACUGGUACAAGGGACAGGUGGUGAUCGACUCCCCCAAUCCUAAUUACUUUGAUCCAAUGUACAUGAUCCCCAUGUACUUUUGGGCCUGGGUCGAUCUACUCAGGGCUUUGAUUAUUGGACAAACUGAAGGCAAAGACUUCCGAGAGGGCUACAUCUCAAUCUUGUACCGAAUGGUUGGUCUCGUGAUACCCGGAGUUGCAUCUCAUAGCCCAAGGGACUAUGUCAAUGCUGGAAGGCUUUCUAAGAUUGCCAACAAAAUCAUGGUCUAAAUCAGCAAUAGACCAAUUAAUCUAUCAGUUGUCUGUGCUAAUUUCGUGAUUUCAAUGCAGAGUGUGAUAAUUACAGUAAGCCCUCUGACGGCUUGUAUCUGUAAACCUUCUCAACGUGUUUUCAGUUCCAUGCAUGCUUCGUUGCUUUAGUAAUCGACCCAGAGAGUGGCUGAUAUAAAUAAAUAUAUAUAUCAAUAUAUGUCAUAUUGUUAUUGUCCAUCGCUUAUAAUCCACAUAUGCAUGUACACUACUAUAAUUAUCUUCUU
Messenger RNA from Dioscorea cayenensis subsp. rotundata (Guinea yam), 1751 nucleotides. Its product is annotated as triacylglycerol lipase OBL1-like. Gene Ontology annotation, biological process: lipid metabolic process. Lineage: Eukaryota; Viridiplantae; Streptophyta; Magnoliopsida; Dioscoreales; Dioscoreaceae. Gene Ontology annotation, molecular function: triacylglycerol lipase activity. The record is from RefSeq and is a predicted model, not a curated record. The transcript has 5 exons. The coding region runs from base 40 to 1485 and encodes 481 amino acids.